This is a messenger RNA of Malus domestica (apple), 1830 nucleotides long. RefSeq lists its product as uncharacterized. The record is from RefSeq and is a predicted model, not a curated record. NCBI's taxonomy places the organism in Eukaryota, Viridiplantae, Streptophyta, Magnoliopsida, Rosales, Rosaceae. Gene Ontology annotation, biological process: asymmetric cell division.
AUUGUUUUCCCAAACUCGACAGCGGACAGCCCGUGAAAGCGGGAAGCACGUGGAGCACCAGAGAGGUCCGAAAGCGGACAGGGCAACGCUCCUCGUGGAGGUAGGUGCGACGCUGGGUAAAUUGGUAAUUACAAUGUUUGCACCUGCAGAGAGAGAGAGAGAGAGAGAGAGAUAGCUGCCAUUUCUUCAGUUCCAGUGAGAGUGUGAGACACAGUGAAGACUGAAGUGCCUUUUUCAAUGUGGCAAUUAUUCGCCGCAGCUGUUGCGGCCUCCACAGGGCUCCUCGCCGGAAAACACAUCUUUUUCAAACCCACCGCCGAUACCGAUCCGCCCGCCGAUCACAAUGAGGACACUGCCUGCACAGGCCCCUACAAUUUCUCCGUCGCGUCGGCAUUUCAGUCUCAGCCGCCUCCCUGGGAGACCAGCGACUUCGAGGAGCAACGAGAAGGGACGAUCUUUAGGUUUUCGAGCGAGGCGGCGUCGGGUCGCGGCGGGAGUGGGACGCGGUUCCGGUUGAGGAAGAGAACCGGUUCGAUCAAGAAGAAAGGGGUUGCUGCUGAGGCUGAGAGAUCUAACGGUACAGAACAGAGGAGGACUGCAAGGAGAGGUGUUGGAGUUUGCUUGAAGAGGAGGAAGACUGGGAAGAAUGUAGCUGCUACCAAAUGUGGAUCGUCUUCUUCCAAAGAUUCAACAUUAUUUGGUUGGGGACUUAAUGUUGGGAUCAUGUACAUGAUGUCUGCUGGAAAAGUUGAGAUCAAUAAGCUGAAUACAGCUAUGGAUGAGACUGCAAGAAUUGUGCAGGAGUUAAAAUCUGAGCUUCAUAAAAGAAAAUCACCGCAAAAUCUGCAAGUUUCGGGCUCUGCAGGUGAAGCCAAUACAACUAGUUGCACGCUUACUCAGCCAGAACUCAACAAGUCAAGUACAGAAAACAGAGGCCCCAGUCAUAUGAAAAUGUCCAGUUUUACUGUAUCUGAGGAUGGUGAAUGUGCUAGUAGUGUUCUUACAGAAGAGCAGGAGCCACAUCCUGAGGUUAUGGACAUGGAUCAGUUGGAAGCAGAACUCGAGUCUGAACUACAAAAACUUCCAUGGUGUGCCAUGGAUACUCCUCGCCAUGAUGGAUUGAGUAAUCUGGGCCAGGACAUUGUCUCUGAAGUUACAGCUCAAGGGUUUCAUGACCUAGAGGGACAGGGUUUGGAUACUGAGCAGUUCCACGGAGUAUUGCCAGCUCAACUAGAUCAGAAACUAUGCCAUGUGCUCAUUGAACAGCAGGAGAGCCAAAUUGUGGAGCUGGAAUCUGAACUGCAUUCAGCCCAAUCAAAACUCCAACAGAAAGAAACUGAACUUGAAACAUUGAAGGACUGUGUUAAACGCCUAACCGAGUUAUCUCUUGGAAAUAUCUCAGAUGACGAAAACGAGACAUGCAUUGGACAAGAGCAGAGCAUUGAAUGGAACUGCAACAUGGAGGGAUGUGAGUCCACAAAACCAAUGGUUGGGAUGAAACGACCUAUUGGUUCCGAAUCCUGCAGUUACAAUGCAUGAUGAAACUGUCUCGUAUAAGACUUAAUGCCGUUGUAGGUAAGUAUCUUUUGUUGCAUAGGGGUAUGUGUGAAGGUAUGAAUUCACUAAUUUUAUCGUCGUGUAGGCCCUACCGAUCUAAAUCAACCGAUCUAAAUCAUAAGAGCCCUACAUUUCCUGUGCUGUAUGAAAUGCUAUAGUUAUUAGUACAGAUUGUGGCACCCUACAUUUCCUGUGUUAACAGUCUCAAAACUUGGCAGUUGCUUUUUCUUGCAUUCUGCAGCCACAUGUAAUAUUAAGUUCUCAAAUGCUUAU